This is a messenger RNA of Priapulus caudatus, 7968 nucleotides long. Its product is annotated as suppression of tumorigenicity 5 protein-like. NCBI's taxonomy places the organism in Eukaryota, Metazoa, Priapulida, Priapulimorpha, Priapulimorphida, Priapulidae. Bases 1846 to 5364 code for a protein of 1172 amino acids. The transcript has 11 exons. The record is from RefSeq and is a predicted model, not a curated record.
UCAUGUAAGAUGGCGUUUCUAACUUAUAAAUACUAAUAUUAUUAGCCUAGCCCCUAGGCACAGGUAGUGAUACUGUGUAUUGUUUUGGAAGUAUGAACUCUUAUUUCAAUAUGAUUUAAUUUGCGUAUAUAAGAUGAAAAAAUUGAUACAUUUCUAAAUUGGGAAGCAGUGUUCGAUUUGAUGUGAUUUGUUCUAAUAAAUAGGGUAACAUUGUCAUUGUGUACAGUCACAGUGUAGGUAACAAUGUCAAUUUCAAUUUCAGUGAGUACGGUAAACUGUAAACAAAUCGGCAGAGCGUGACGGUGGUCUGAUCAUUGAUCAUUCAUUAACCUCGUACAUUGAUGGCUUUCGAUAUUAUAGUUCUCUUCCUUCAUCUUUGUAAAAUUGCAGCCUUUUCUACUGCAGCUUGUUGCAUUUGUUGCAGGCUGCAGCUUGCUGCUGUUAAUCUUUCGAUUUGAUCACCUUAGACUUGUCUCUCACCGUCUUCGAUUAUACUCAUACUGAGUGAUAUAGUCAGUAUGAGUAUAUCAUAGUAUCAUAUAAGUAUCAUAUAAUGAUCAUAACUAUCAUAUAAGUACAUCAAAGUAUGAUUGUACUUUAAAGACAAAUCAUAAUGGUAAUUAGUAUAACAAGGUUAUGAGGUAACAGUAACACUGUGACUGAAUUAAUGAAGCCAACAACAAAAAGUUAGAGAAACUAAAUUAUCGUGCACUACAACAUGUGUAUCACGACUAUGAAAGCAGCUACGAGGCACUUCUCUCCAAAGACCAGUCUGUCUCAUUGAACCUCAUGAGGCAGCGACAAAUUGCUGAAGUGAUCUAUAAAAUUUUAAAUAAACAAAGCCCUUCAUACCUGUUUGAUUUAUUCUCAAACAGGGAAACUGGUCACGACUUGCGUGGCGGCAGUUUAAAACUCCAGAACUGCCGCACAGUAGCAUACGGGAAAAAAAGUCUACGUUACCAUGGUGCUAGUCUCUGGAACCAGCUUCCACUCUGUUUGAGAGACGCUACCGAUUUAAUUUCUUUUAACAAAAUGAUAAAUACAUGGAUGGGCAAGAAAUGCAUGUGUGCAAUGUGUAGGUUCAGGUGAUGUGCAAUUAUAUUCAACAGCGACAUGAAAUGUAAUUGCAAUUGCAUUUUCAUUGAUCAUAUACAUUGCCCACAGCCCAAACAGUACCAUGUCGUUACUUUAUAUUUUUAAUUUUUAUCAUACCCAUACCUGUAUCUUAAACUUGUAUAUUUUUAAUGAAAUGAUAUGUUGUUAUAACUGUUUUUAUACAUUUGUUAGAUAUCGGUUAAAGAGCUUUCCAGCUCAUGUUCACUGUUUUAAAUGUACCGAUGAAAAUAAAGAUUAUCUACUAGACAUCUACUACAUUAAUCAGGGCCACAGCACGCUGCACAGGCAGUUUGGUCGUCUCGGUACUGCGCAUGAUCAAAUGGGUACAACACUCACGUCGUUUCACACCUUCACACGAAUUUUUGACCACUGAACUUGGAUUCCCAGAGAAAUCUCAUAAAUUUCUGAGGUCUAAGCCUUAAGUAUGCUGUUACCUUACAACCUGGCUAUAUUAUACACCUCAGUGAUUGUACAUGACCACAGUGUAUGUACACUUUCAUAGUGGUUAGAAUCUUAUUAUGAACUAAUUCGGUGAUUGAUGCUUGCCAGUGUGAUUUGUUCCUUGACCUUGUUAUCACUGGUUGGGUGUAGAUUCUUCCCAGACUCCUGUACGGUACAUCCCAGAUGUAGCCUGGAUUAGCGAUGUGGACUAGAUGAACUAACUCUUUAUGUACCUGAUUCAGUACGGAGUACUGAUCAACACGUGACUCGCAAGUUUUAUAUCAGAGCAUGUCUGUAGCAACCCGGAUAAAGAGAUAUAAUUCUGAUCCCGCUGCAACUGGUAAUGUCGACGGCCGGCCAGUACCCACGCCUCGCCCUCAAAAAUAUUCAAGGUCGCCCACAAGGUCGUGCGUCAAGGCAGGCACGACGACCGAUGCAUCUUCCUCGCCCGACGUGCGUGCCGUGUUGCUACGACGGUCCUCCAAGGAGUCCACCGAGAUGAGACGUUCCGCGGAGAGCGGGAACGCGGCGGAAUCACCCCCUGAUUACGACAGGAGAAUGACAAAGUCGCUGGACGACGACAGCGCGGAGAGACGGACCUCGGAAGAUAGCAGGAGGAUGACGCAGUCCCUGGGGGACGACAGCAUGAUUGCGCGACCCCCGGAAGAUGGCAGGUGCGAGUCACCGUCCCCGGAUGAUUGCAGCGUGGGCAGCCAGUCCCCGCGGGAGGGGAAGGACGCGCGACCGUCCCCGGAUGCUGGCGUCGAGGGCCGGCCGCGAUCCGGAAGCAUCCAGGAGCGACGCAAGUUAUUCGAAGGCGGAGAGCCGGCGAUGGAACGGCCGGCGCCGAACGGCCGGGAGAGCGCCGCCUCGCGGGCGAACUCCGCCGCGAACGGACAGGGGGUGCCAGUGGCGUCGGCCGAUCGCGAGGCGGGUUGGGAUAGCCGUGCGGGCGUUCGACGCAGGCCGCCGCGCCCCGCGCCUCCCCGCACGGCGCGGGCGGCGCCACCUAGGAAGCCGCCGCGAACGUUUGCGCACGAUGUCGACGCGAUGAAGAACGGAGGGUGCGGCGCGGCGGCGCGGCCGAGUGACACCGAGGGGAUGAGUCCCAAGCCGCAGCCUGUCACCACUGAGCCGCGUGACGCGAGGACGAAUCCUCUGAAGCCGCGGCGCGUCUCCACUGGACCAAGCAUGACGACUCGUCCCGCUGACGUCCGGACGGGCGUGACGAGGCGGCCCACGCAGGAUGCGGAUGGCGGGACGAGGGCGACACGGCGGCCCCCGCGGGACGCGAACAAUGGAGUGGCACGGCGGCCCACACCGGACACGGAUGGUGGCACUGGGGCGGUGCUGCGGCCCACGCGGGAUGCGGGCAACGGGGCGGCACGGCAGCCAGCGCGGGACGCGGACGGAGGGGCAGCACGGCAGCCCGCGCAAGACGCGGAUGGUGGGGCGGUGAGGCGGCCCACGCGGGAUGCGGGCAAUGGGGUGGCACGGCCGCCAGCGCGGGACACGGAUGGUGGGGCGGUGAGGCGGCCCACGCGGGAUGCGGGCAACGGGGCGGCACGGCAGCCCGCACGGGAUGCGGAUGGCGGCACGAGGCCAGCCACACUGACGAGGCCUCCAGUGCUGCCCCCUAAGCCGGUCAUCAUGCGGUCAGUCGAACGGAGGUCGAACAAGCUGGCGCGGUCGCCGCGCGUUAAACCGGCGAAGGGCGAGGGUCGCAAGCCGAUCGUCUCGAGCAAACCUGUCUUCGUCACGUACGAGGACACGACCGUGCCGCUAUCAACCCUCCAGAAGGCACCGGGCGUCACGGCGGUGCCGCCGCCUGUCGUUCGAGAGACUCCAGUCGCCGUGACGACGCCGACGGCGAAAGCGAAGACGCCGCCGCAGCGUCCUCCUCCGCCGCGCUUGAGACCGAGGAGGUAUAACGGGGGCGGGGCGGGGUACGAGAGGCGACACAAGAUGCAGCAAUGCAGCGAGGCCGAACCUGACGCUGACUACGCGGAACCGGUGCCAGGGGGCGCCGCGGUCAGCCAUCUGAUGGAGACCGGCACCGUGCCCGCGUAUGCGUCGCUCACGCUGCCGCGGACGUCGCCCGCUGGCGGCCCCGAUUCGGACACCCGGCUUUGCAACGACGACAGUGGCGCCCCCUACCGGUACAACACGGAGACGAGCGGCGAACGGCCGAUGCGGCGAUCCUCGAGCUGUGAGGUAAUCUACGAUGACCUGGCGCCACCUGGUGGUGGGCUGCCGCGGAGCGAGACACCCGAGCACGACCUGCUCGGAUACUGCCUGCCGGCCGAGCGGGAGACGCCCACCAGCGCUCCUGGUGGCCACCAGUGGCGCAGGACGAAAUCAGCUAGACCGAACAAGCACCCGCCUCGGCCGCCGCCGGCGCCACCUAUGGUGCGGCAGAAGUUACGGCAAGCGUUCUCGCAUGAGGAUUUAGCGGAUCUUGCUGAGGACACACCGAUGCAGGACGACUCUACAGGUGAGAGCAGCGAUGCGGAGACGUCGGCGCGCGUGCUGCGCGAGCGAAUCCGCUACGUCCGCUCCGUACGCGACAAGUGCCGGGAGCGGCCCGCGCCGCCGCACCACUACGAGCACCUCUUCGAAGCCGUAAUCUGCGUGAGCGUCGACGCCGACGCCGGUGGCGCCACCUACGAGCCGCGCAUGCGCUACUGCUUCCCGCGCGACGCCGCCAACGUCGACCAGAUCCCGCUCUUCUGCUUCCCGGACGCCCGCGUGUCGGCGUUCUCGCUCUACUCGGCCAUCCUCGAGGCGGCGCAGCGGCAGCACGCGCUCUCCGAGGCGGCGGCGGCCGCGUUUCUGCGCGCGGCGUACCGGCGCAGCUACCCGGGGCCGGGCGAGAGCGUCACGGUGCGCUGCGGCGGUGGCGGGGGAGCGCCGCCGUCGCACGUCGAGACGUUCGCGCGGCCGACGGACACGCGGCUGGAGCACGUUGACUACGGACGCCUACUGCGCCGCCUCGACACCGGCGCCCUCCUGCGGGCAUUCUCGGCGAUACUCAUGGAGCGGCGCGUGCUGUUCGUCGCGUCGCGUCUCAGCACGCUGUCUGCGUGUGUGGACGCGAUCGCAGCGCUGCUCUACCCGUUCACCUGGCAGCACACGUUCGUGCCGGUGCUUCCGUCUAAGCUGCUCGACUUCGUCUGCUCGCCGACGCCCUACGUCAUCGGUAUUCUGUCGGAGAACCUGCCGCUGCUCAGCAGUCUGCCACUGUCUGAGGUGCUGUUGGUGAACCUGGACACGGGAGAGCUGAGUUGGCAGCAGGGGGACGAAGGCAGCAUCAUCCCACGCAAGCUGUUCAAGGCUCUCAGCACAGCACUCAACAUGUGCCAGGAAGACAUGAGGCAUAACACUAAGAACGUGAUGAUAUCCGAAGCAUUCAUGCGUCUGUUUGUGGAAGUUGUCGGCCACUACCACCAUCACAUUCGAAUCAAAAACGACGGCCACCGCUUCUUGGAGAAGGAGAGCUUCGUCGGGGGCGUCAACUCUCGCAGCAUCCGCAUCUUUCUGCAGUGGUUCUGCGAGACGCAGAUGUUCGAAGUGUUUGCGCGCGAGCGCAUGCAGAUAGCCGAGAGACAGGCCGGUCACGUCGCAGGACUGUUUGAGGUGCGGCUGGCAGAACAUGAGCUGGAGAUGUACUCGAAGCGAGGCUCGUCGAUCAAAAGCAACGUCCGCGGGCUGGGCAAGAAAGUGAAAGGACUCGGUAACAAAGUUAAGAAGGCCAUAACAAAUUUAGACGGCUACCCAGAGGACGACUUUCUCCAGUACACGCUGUAACGGAUUAGCAUGAGUCUCGACUAACCACAGGCGCACCGGGCGACACCAUCAACCGCCAAUCGCCGGUGUCCGUCUACCCUACUGGCGACUGCCGACCGACCUACUGUGACCUCCAAUGAACGCGCGACUGUAUUACGAGCUACCGAUGAUCAGUCAGCGGCUCUCGACCAAACAAGCAGUGUGCCUAACGGGCCAGCCGGCAGACGAUGUGCACGGCUGAAUCGGUUAUCGUCACCGUGUGAUGUUUCGACUCACUAACGCAACGAUCCGAUUCUCCUCAUCCAAUGCAGUAGAAGUGCAGGAUGAGUUGCCGUGUGAGUCUCUGUGUCGUGGUUAGGUGUGUAGGAGGGGGGCAUAGGGUGGUGGCGGAGGUGCUAGAGGGCACAGAGCAACGUGCGCAGCCCCACGAGAGUAGAUGCAAGCUCCGUGUCCGGUGUCCGGUGCUUGAGCGGUUGUUAUUGCAAUACCUCUUCAUUUCCUGUGUGACCCACCUAGUUACACUAGACCUUACUACACUUACACUGGUUACUUAUUCUCGUUUCUUAAUGAAAUGCUAGUUUUUACAGAGGAGGGAUGAAAAAACGUUAGCCGGCUGUGGUGUUGAGGAAGCAGGAAAUGGUACGAGAUAUUGUCUGUGGGCCAAAUGUACACGUAUUUAUCAGCAAUAUCUUGUUAUAACGAUUUAUUCCACCAUUGGGCGAUUUUACGUACUCUUACUUAAAAGCUCAACACGCUGUACUUUUUACCAACACAACCAAGGUGCGUGCGUUACAACUAACAAGUUAACAUAGGAGAAAGCAAGCUUUACUCAUUCCUUUCUCGUUUUAAAACGAACUGUGUGGAGUUUAAUUUAUGUAGAAUUGUGCCACACGAUGGCAGCACGUGGUUGUUUAACACUUUAUGGCUUUUCUUAGUGCUCACGCACGCAGCAAAGACGGGUCCAUUUUUGAUAAAGUAGCAGUAGCAUUACAUUUAUUCAUUCGUGCGAUAACUUGACCUUGCCCUUGACCAAACUGUGAACAUGAUGUGUUAGUUUGUUUACCGCUGCAGUGACGUUCUUUUAAAAGAGCCCUCCCCCUCAUGUUGUUCACUCCAGAUGUUCUCUUGAUUGGUGCGUGCGGGUUGUGUUGUCCAGUCUUAUGUUGUCUCGUUAACUGCGCUGCUUUGUACCGUAUCCUAGCUUGCUUGUUCUUUGUCUGAUAGUGUCUGACGUGUGGCGUGGCAUUACAUGUGUGUGUACUGGAAUGGUCACGUGCGCCGCGUAUGUGUUACUGUGCACGUUUGUUUGUUUGGUUGUUUGGUUGGUUGGUUGUUUGCGUGUGCGCGCGUGCGUGUAUGUGUGUGUGCGGGUGUGUCCGCGCGUGUUUGUGCGAUCGAGCGUGUGCGUGCAGUACGGUGUGUUAGUGUCCAUGCGCGAGCGUUUUUGCGUGUGUGUAUAUGCGCGUAAGUAGGGCCUGUGCGUGUGUUUAUAAUAGCUUACGAGAUGAAUGCGAGCAUUUUACGUUGUCAUCCGUGUUUACCAUGUUUAGGGGCGUAAAUAAAAUAAAAUGUUUAGCGUGACACUAUUAUGCAUAGUUUAUGCUACCGUAGUUACGGGAGGUAGCUUUUUAAUAUGUUAUGCAUAUAGGAGCAUUCGUCUUCCUACACAGUGUAAGGCCUUGAAUCGUUGUUAUCAGGAGCCCGUACUACUAUAGUGCAUGUACUUAGUACAUAAACUAAUAUUAUAGUGUACUAAAUAUAUGUAAUAUAUAUAUAUUUAUAAAUAUAAAUAUUAUAUAUAUAUAUAUAUGUAUAUAUAAAUAAUACUGUAGGAUUAUGAGCUCAUGUUGUUAUGCAUUUCGUUCGCUUAUGAACGACGUGUAAAAUAUUGUUGACUGACAAAGGGGUUGAUCUAAUUUUCUGCUCAAUGUGGCAAGGCAGCUGGCUUUAGUGCUUUUAGGAUCACAUAGGAGUCUCUAUACUCAUGUGUUAUGUAUGUGGAUGUAUGUAUGACCAUCGUUUGCCUUUACGCCGUGGUAUGAGUCUAUCGAGCAAUGUCAGGAAAGGUUGAUUGCUUUUAGCGACUGUUUCGUGGAGUCGUCCGCGCGUAUGUGUAUGUGCGUGCGUGCGUGCGUGCGUGCGUGCGUGCGUGUGUGUGCGCGCGGUUAAACGGGGUUAUACGUCUAAUAGGUAUAUCUAUAAACAUGCAUCGCCACGAAGCGUGUGUCAGUGUAUCCUAUAUUUUAUGGCUUUAUUAGGAUUGUACAGCGGCGAUGGCGUAUGUACAUAGCGUGAUAAUGAUAGCCGUUAGUAGUGACUCACAUCCAUAUAUACUAUGUAGUAUCAUAAUAUGUAUAGUAUCGGCAGCUAGUAUAAGAUGCCAUUGCCACGAAAAUUAAUAUAAUCUAAGUUACGUAGAAGUUUUGGCGGCACGACUCGCCGCCAGCAUACACUGCUCGCCUGUGAUUCAUCAUCAACAUCUGGCCAGCGUCUUCCUGAUGUGCGUGCCAACCACCAGGUGUCACUACUAGCCGUUAACGCCAGUUCUUGCUUUCUAUGAGCGAUUGUUAUGCAUUGUCGAUAACGUUAUUUAUUGAGAAUAAAACUGCAAGAAUGAACAAAUAA